GAUAGAGUCCUGCCAGGCAGGGAGGGAGUUUUCCCUGCCUUAUGCUGGAGAGAGAAGCCACUGAAGCAACCCGCAGGCACCAUGCAACUGCUUCAAGUGACCAUUCUUUGUCUUCUUUUGUCCAGUCUUUGCAGCAGUGAUGAUGGCGCAGAUGUUCCAUCACCAGUGAAUUCUACAACAAAAGCAAAAGCCUCUGUAACACCAGACACAAAGGCAGCACCAACUCCUACUAUCAAUGCAACACUUGGAACAACUCCUAAAGGAACAACCAACAAUGAACUAUCAAAAACGCCUGUGACACCAACACCUACUUCAUUAACAACAGGUAAAAGUGAAGAAAACACAACCCAUGAUGUCACAACCAAUGAGCUCAUCACUACAAAAGCAACAGUGACAACUCUUUCAUGUUCAGAUGCGGUUACAACAUUACAAAGGUCCCAAAACAAGACUGAGAAUCAGAGUUUAAUCCAAACAACUGCAAUGUCAGUUCACACUCAACAACCAGAUGCAUCACCUCCUAAAACCACUAAGUUACUCUCAACAGCAGAAACAACUCCAGACAUCUUGCAGUUUCAAGGUACCAAGGAUGGAAAAAAUGCAACCUCUUCAUCAAACAUUCCCUCUUCUUCCAGUGUUAUUUUGCCGGUGGUUAUUGCUUUGAUUGUUAUUACACUUUCAGUAUUUGUUCUGGUGGGUUUGUAUCGAAUGUGCCGGAAGAAAGACCCAGGCACACCAGAAAAUGGACAUGAUCAACCUCAGUCUGAUAAAGAGAGUGUGAAGCUACUCACUGUUAAAACAAUUUCUCACGACUCUGGUGAGCACUCUGCACAAGGAAAAACCAAGAACUGACAGCUUGAUGAAUGCUCCCUACACCUGAGCAAUAAAUAUGUAAGUUUCCUAAUUCUGUUCACUGAGAUACUCAUUAAUAUCUGUUUUUCUUAGCCUGCUGCACCUUGGAUUAUUUUUUUAAACUUUUAAAACCUGAAAAGUUAAUGGUUUGUGUCAGUAAAAUCACCAUUGUCUAUUUGUCUAAAAACAAAUCCUAAGAAAAGUUGGCAGAAAAAUGGAUGUCUUGGUGGUUGUAGAUUCUUCCAAUUGCCCUACCUGUCUAAGGAACAACACAAUUCACUCUUCUGGCCUGAUAAUAAUGUCUCCUUAUCAAUGCAGUCUGUCUUUACCUGGGUCAGUAAACACACACUUGCUGUGGCAGUUAGACAAGUUUCCAUAGCUUAAUGAUGGCUGUGCUUGCAAAUUUGCAGUUCAUUGCAGGAAAAGGAUAUAGUACAGGAGCUACAUUAAAGUAAGGAUGGACAUCACAACCACAGGUUGGCUCCAGGCCAGGAGUCCAGAGAAACUUAGUAGAAGAUCCAAUUGCUUUCCCUCUUUUGAUGGUUAUAUUAUGAUUCUCCUCUCUCUCUCUCUCUCU
Messenger RNA from Castor canadensis (American beaver), 1426 nucleotides. The record is from RefSeq and is a predicted model, not a curated record. NCBI's taxonomy places the organism in Eukaryota, Metazoa, Chordata, Mammalia, Rodentia, Castoridae.